Messenger RNA from Aspergillus ibericus CBS 121593, 1611 nucleotides. RefSeq names its product DNA-directed DNA polymerase delta subunit POL31. The transcript has 5 exons. Lineage: Eukaryota; Fungi; Ascomycota; Eurotiomycetes; Eurotiales; Aspergillaceae. Gene Ontology annotation, molecular function: DNA binding. Gene Ontology annotation, cellular component: delta DNA polymerase complex. The record is from RefSeq and is a predicted model, not a curated record. Bases 1 to 1611 code for a protein of 536 amino acids. Gene Ontology annotation, biological process: DNA strand elongation involved in DNA replication; DNA replication.
AUGGCGACCAGCACAGCAGGGAGCGAGUUCUUGCGUCCCCCAAGCAAUCAAGAUUUCGAUACCGUCCGCCGCGAGCCUUCACAUUAUAAUCCCCUCGACACAUUUCGACUACCCAGCGGCCAGGAUCGGCAUUACCAACAGCAGUAUGGCGACAUGUACUUCUUGCGACUGGCGAAGCUCAAGCCCGCCGUUGAAGAGAUUGCAGUGGACGCAUGGGAAGGAUUUAGUAUCGCUGGAGAGAAUGCGCGUCGCGUGGAGAGAGUCCUCGAUGUGAGACAGGGAGAGCUUUGCUGGGUUGCAGGCACGAUAUAUAUGGAUAUGCCAUUGAAGCCGAAUAUUCUAGACGAUCUUACAAAAGAGAACUAUACAUUAGCACCGCCUCCUCGACCGACUUAUCAAGAUCCCGCCAAUCCUGAUUCUACACAGAUUAUGUUGGAGGAUGAAUCCGGCCGAUUGCGCUUAACAGGGAGCAUGCUUCGGAACACGCAGCUAUGCACGGGAGCUAUUAUCGCCGUUCUGGGAACCGAAAAUUCGAAUGGAGACUUUGAGGUUAUCGAUAUUAAGGUACCCGAUUUGCCGCAACAGCCUCGUCGAUGGGAGAGCGAAGGAGUGGACGCACCGCAAAAGGGACCGAGUAAGGGUAAAAUUGCCUUUGUGAGUGGGCUAGGAAUUACGGGAACGUCGAGCGAUACUCUUGCGCUGGAGCUUCUGACCGACUACCUCCUUGGUUAUACCGGCACUGCUUCCGCCGAAGGUGCGCCGCCAAAUGCUUCUGCGAUUACAAGGUUGAUUAUUGCGGGAAAUUCGGUGGGGGCUAGGAUGACAGUGGAUGCCAACGCCGAAACGAAGAAAAAGUCCGGUCCAAAGAAGUACGGAUACGACGCCUCUGCGUAUAAUGCGUCGCCUAUCACCCGGCUCGAUUCUUUUCUGGCAGAGAUUCUGCCUAGUAUACCCGUCACACUUAUGCCUGGUGAAUCGGACCCGGCGAACUUUUCUCUCCCUCAACAGGGAAUUCACCGCGCCAUGUUUCCGCAGGCAAGGGCCUACUGUGCCCCGCCUGCUGCUGGUGCAGAGAAGCCGGAGCCCGGUUGGUUUGACAGUGUUACGAACCCAUGGGAAGGUGACGUCGAGGGAUGGCGCCUAUGGGGCUGUAGCGGCCAGAAUGUGGACGAUGUCCUUCGGUAUCUGAAUUUCGCAAAUGAGGAAGGAAAUGUCGGCGACGGCGCUGGAGAUGUCAAGGCGAGGAUAAGGAUUAUGGAGGCCAUGUUGCGCUGGAGAUGUGGAGUUCCCACUGCUCCAGAUACGCUAUGGUCCUAUCCAUUCCAAACAGAUGAUCCAUUUGUGAUGCAGGCCUGCCCUCACAUUUUCUUUGCCGGCAACCAGCCACGGUUCAAGACAGCCACAAUCGAGAGCGAUUCACCUCUGAAGCUGAACGGGGCCGACACGGAGAUGACCGGUACAGAUGAAGAGACCACAUCUGGGCCUCGUGUGCGUCUUAUAUCUAUACCCAAGUUCAAGGAAACCGGAGAACUAGUGUUGGUCGAUACCGAGACACUCGAGGUGGAAGUGGUUAAGUUCAGCACAUUUGCCGGGCAACAAGAAAAACAAUGA